CGUUUCUUCUCUGUUGCGUCUCCUACAUUGAGACUUGUGCAGGGGGAGAAUCCAUACUAGGACGAAGGUGCUGAAGAAAGCCGAACAGCGUACCUAAACAAAGGGAAGAAAAAGGGGGAGCUCAGAAAUGGCAACGAGUCUCUCAAGUAGAGCAGCUACUUCGCCAAGCCAAACCCUUGGUCUCUUCAGACUCUCAUUCAACUUCCUGCGGAGCUUGUCCACUUCUUCUCCUUCCACGAAAAAUCCUAGUGCCACCUCCACGGAUUCCAAUAAGCGCAGGCGAAGAAAGAAGAAAAACCUUUUCGAGGUCGCUCAGUUCCUGCCCAACUGGGGCCUCGGUUAUCACAUGGCUAAAACUCACUGGACAGGAGUUUCGUACGAGAUCACCAAGAUCAACCUUUACAAGGAUGGAAGGCAUGGAAAGGCAUGGGGGCUUGUGCACAAAGACGGCUUGCCAGCUGCAGAGUCUCCCAAGAAAAUAAGUGGAGUUCACAAACGAUGUUGGAGAUAUAUUCCAAGCUUGUCAAAAACAACGGACAGCACCCCGAAGUUAGUAAAACCAGCAGACAGUGCCCCAGCCGCUGAAGUUCAAGCAGCUUGAUGUGCCAGUUUCCUGAUACUUAUAUGUUCUGUUUCCUUUGCCUCGGUUCUUAUGGAUUCCCGAGACAUACACCGUUCCCUUUGGCGUGUUAGGGCUCUUGAAUCAGUCCUAGACAUAACUGAUGCCCACCAAUCCAGUUGCAUCCUUCUGUUUCAGAGCUAGCAUAGAUUUAUUAUGUGAGGGAGGAACUUUUUACCGUGGCAAUUGAUUUUGUUAAAGAUUUUCUGUUUUCAGACUGCAGUCUUUAGUUGAUCUUCCAACCCCUUGAAGCAAUAACUUUAGAAAAUAUGUUUAAUAAUUAUUUUGAUUUUUGAUUGAGUCGAAUUUAAUUAGUUUA
Molecule: messenger RNA, 938 nt
Organism: Carica papaya (papaya)
Lineage: Eukaryota; Viridiplantae; Streptophyta; Magnoliopsida; Brassicales; Caricaceae
Cellular component (GO): mitochondrion
Molecular function (GO): structural constituent of ribosome
Source: RefSeq, a predicted model, not a curated record